Messenger RNA from Condylura cristata (star-nosed mole), 1506 nucleotides. Its product is annotated as cholesterol 7-alpha-monooxygenase. The coding region runs from base 1 to 1506 and encodes 501 amino acids. NCBI's taxonomy places the organism in Eukaryota, Metazoa, Chordata, Mammalia, Eulipotyphla, Talpidae. The transcript is spliced from 6 exons. Gene Ontology annotation, biological process: cholesterol homeostasis; bile acid biosynthetic process; cholesterol catabolic process. Gene Ontology annotation, molecular function: cholesterol 7-alpha-monooxygenase activity; iron ion binding; heme binding. The record is from RefSeq and is a predicted model, not a curated record.
AUGAUGAGCAUUUCUUUGAUUUGGGGAAUUGUUAUAGCAGUGUGCUGUUGUUUGUGGCUUAUUCUUGGAACCAGGAGACGGGAAAUGGGUGAACCACCUCUGGAGAAUGGGUUGAUUCCAUAUCUGGGAUGUGCUUUGCAAUUUGGAACCAAUCCUCUUGAGUUCCUCAGAGCAAAUCAAAAGAAACAUGGUUAUGUUUUUACCUGCAAACUAAUGGGAAACUAUGUCCACUUCAUCACAAAUCCCUUGUCAUACCAGAAAGUGUUGUGCCAUGGAAAAUACUUUGAUUGGAAAAAGUUUCAUUUCACAGCUUCUGCAAAGGCAUUUGGACACAGAAGCAUUGACCCAAAUGAUGGAAAUACCACUGAGAACAUAAACAAAACUUUCAUUAAAACCCUGCAGGGUGAUAGCUUGAAUUCCCUCACAGAAACCAUGAUGGAAAAUCUGCAACUCGUCAUGAAAUUUCUGUUUGUUCCUCAGGCAAAGAUGUCUGCCUGGGUGACAGAAGGAAUGUAUUCCUUUUGCUACAGAGUGAUGUUUGAAGCUGGGUAUUUAACUCUCUUUGGCAGAGAACUUAGAGGUCAAGAUGCACAAAAAAGACUUAUUGUUAAUAACCUUGACAACUUCAAAGAAUUUGACAAGAUCUUCCCAGCCUUGGUAGCAGGACUUCCCAUUCAUGUGUUCAAAACUGCACACCAUGCCCGCAAAAAACUGGCAGAAGGGUUGCUCCACAAAAAUCUGGGAAAGAGAUACCACAUCUCAGAGCUGAUCAGAUUUUUGAACGACACACUGUCCACCCUAGAUGACAUGGAAAAGGCCAAGUCACACCUAGCUGUCCUCUGGGCGUCGCUAGCAAACACCAUUCCAGCCACAUUCUGGAGCUUGUUUCAAAUGAUGAGAUGUCCCGAAGCAAUGAAAGCAGCUAUGGAAGAAGUGAAUAAAACACUGGAGAGAGUUGGUCAAAAAAUCAGCUCUGAUGACAGUCUUAUUUGUUUGAACCAAAUGGAGCUGAAUGACAUGCCUGUGCUAGAUAGCAUCAUCAAAGAGUCUCUGAGGCUCUCCAGUGCCUCUCUGAAUAUCCGAACUGCUAAAGAGGAUUUCACGUUGCACCUGCAGGACGGCUCCUAUAAUAUCCGCAAAGAUGACAUCGUAGCUCUCUAUCCGCAAUUAAUGCAUUUAGACCCAGAAAUUUACCCUGACCCUUUGACUUUUAAAUAUGAUCGCUAUCUUGAUGAAAACGGGAAGACAAAGACUGCUUUCUAUAGAAACGGAAUCAAGUUAAAGUAUUACUACAUGCCCUUUGGAUCAGGAGCUACAAUCUGUCCCGGACGACUAUUUGCUGUUCAUGAAAUCAAACAAUUUUUGAUCUUGAUGCUUACCCGUUUUGAGAUAGAGCUUGUGGACAGUGACGUUAAAUGUCCUCCUCUGGACCAAUCCCGGGCAGGUUUGGGCAUUUUACCACCAUUAAAUGAUGUCGAGUUCAAGUAUAAAUAUAAACAUCUGUGA